AUAAUGAAUAUAUUGUAGUUCUCAAAACAAAAUCUCCAGAAGAAGCACAGGAACAAUUCAAAUCUUUUGGACAAUGCUUUGGAUUAUCUCUUCCAUUAGCUGAUUUACUCUCGGAUGAAUCUAUGGGAGAUAAAUGUAUUAAAUCCGCAAGUUUAAAUAUACCUUCGACAUCUGACCUUCCUAAUAUAAGUGAUAACAAGUAUUUUAGAGAUCUUAGUUUUGUUAGUAAUUUUUUUGCAUUUAGUGGAUAUUAUAAUCCUGAUGUUGUCAAGGCGUUAUCAGAAUGGGAUGUUGUUCAUCUAGUUAGUGAUGGUAUUGACAUUGCACAUCCAGAAUUUGAAGGUAGAGCAAAAUUAGGAAAAUCUGUAUGUACUGGCUGUCCGCCAUGUGCUUUUGAUGAUCAUGG
Molecule: messenger RNA, 406 nt
Organism: Racocetra fulgida
Lineage: Eukaryota; Fungi; Glomeromycota; Glomeromycetes; Diversisporales; Gigasporaceae
Source: the annotation of a GenBank genome assembly